UGGUUGGAAAACUCCGGUGUCAUGUGAUGUAAAAAAUGGGGAACGCAGGACAAAUUUUUCGUUUGGGUCUUUCAUUAUUUUUUGAAUAUAAUACACCUCGAAUAGUACACAUCAGAAGCAAAAAAGUCGGGAUCAUCAAUAGAUUAUUGCAACUGACAAUUAUUGCAUACGUGAUAGGGUAUGCUAUUGUUUAUAAGAAAGGUUACCAAGAAUUUGAUGAUGUUCAAAGUGCUGUUACCACAAAGGUUAAGGGAAUCGUCUUCUCCAAUUACUCACACCUUCCAGAUAUUGGGAUGCGCACCUGGGAUGUCGCUGACUAUGUCAUACCACCACAGGAAAACAGUGCAUUUUUUGUGAUGACUAAUGUUGUUCCAACUUUAAAUCAAACUCAGUCGUAUUGUUCAGAGGACCCCACCAUCCAAGAUGUUCAGUGUAAAACUGAUUCUGAUUGUGAACGUAUAAAAGGUUAUAUAAUGCCUGGUGGAAAUGGUCCAAUCACAGGGAAGUGUGUCAAUUCUACUGGACAUAAUAAAACUUGUGAAAUAUUUGGUUGGUGUCCUGUAGAAAAUCCUGCUCUGUAUAAAAAUUUGACAGAGCCUAUUUUGGCAGGAUCUCAAAAUUUUACAGUUUUUAUCAAAAAUAAUAUUGAAUUUCCAAAGUUCAAAGUUAUGAGACGCAACUUGCCUGAACUCGCCACCAAUGAAAGCAAAGAAUUUUUAAAUCGUUGCAAUUUCAAUCCUGAUGACUCUAAGGACAGGCUGUGCCCUAUUUUUCUUUUGGACACUAUUUUGAAGGGUGCGGGAUAUACAUAUAAAGAUGUAGCCCAAGAGGGUGGUGUGAUGCAAGUUAUUAUUGACUGGACAUGUGACCUAGACUACAGCAUUGACAAGUGUUUACCACAGUACACAUUCAGGAGGCUUGACAGGGGAGACUACAGUAUCGCUAAAGGUUUUAACUUCAGAUACGCUGACAAGUAUGCCUUUAAAGAAAACGACACCAUCAUCCAGUACAGGAACCUGUAUAAAGCCACUGGAAUUAUUUUUGUUGUGACCGUACAGGGCAAGGCGGGAAAGUUUAGUGUUGUUCCUCUCAUUUUAAAUCUUGGCAGUGGUAUGGCGCUACUUGUAGUGUCUACAAUCAUCUGUGACUUCAUUGUGCUGUAUGUCCUCAAAGCGCGCAAGUUUUACAGAGAGAAAAAAUAUUUAGAUGUACAAGGGCAGGAUGCAUUCCAGAUGCCGCUUUUAUCUGGUGGCCACACCACUGACCAUGGAACAUUUAAUCACAUACUGGAUGAAGAGAGGGAUCAAGAGGGUAAUUUCAACAACAGUGUAAAGAGGAGGGUCCAGCAGGCCUCAGAAUAAGAUCAACAAAGAUGGGAGAUAUCAUCUCAAGCUAAGAUAAUUCAGUGUGGUCGUUAAGUUAUUAAUUCACAUGUUGGAAAUAUUUUGUUGUUCAAAUUUGAAGAAAUUCAUAUCACUUUUGUUGCAACAGUUUUGUAAAAUGUAUUAUUUUUUUUAUAAAUGAGUGAAAACAUUUAUUUUUAUUAAUACUUUAAAUAAAUACUUGGCCUUAUUGUUUAAUUAUGAAGAAAUAUCUUGUUGUGACAAUGGUUUUUAAAUUGUAUUUCUUAAUUAGUAUUAACUGGUGGUUUUAUACUUUUUUAUAACUAUUUAAAAUUGAAUUAAUGCUUAAUCAAAACAUUUUAAUGAUGACAUGUAUUCCAUUAUAAACAAAUACUAAGAUUCUGAUGAAGAAACAUAUGAGAAUAACUAGGGUUCAAAAAUUUUUGAUAAGCAACCAAAUCUGCUUUUUCAAGGUGCUAUUACAAGUUUCAAUUAUUCUACUAGCUAUUUUAAAUUUUUAUCCUUAUGUAUUAUUUAGUAGCCGACAUCAAAACCUAUUGUGUGGUAAAAUCCUAUUCUUACUUCAAAAGUAAUUGUCAAAACAUUUUAACUUCAUAAAACUUUUAAGUGCCAAACUUUAUAAUUAUAUUUUUAUCUCAGCGUACAUUAACAAAUUAUUGAGAACUUGCAAGUAAAAUUAUUAAAAAGUUAAUAAACCACUUAUUAACUGACCUACCCCACCCUCCCACAAAAAAGAUCCCAAAGACAAAAAUUAUCUUGUAUUAAAACACCGCUCAAAUUUUGUUCAUGAUGUUUUUAUACUCUUUAUAUUUGUACUUACUCUUUUAGUUAAGGGUACAUACUUUACUUUUAAAUCUGAGAGGAGUGCUUAUAAACUAUUUUUUUCUUCUAAUAUUGAAAGUCUAAAAAAUGAUAAUGAAUCUAACAAACAUUUAAUUUAUCUAUGCAUGCAUGAAAUGGUGCCCACCAUCUAGUUGAGGUUUCUCCACUGUUAGCAGGACAGUGUGGUUGAGCACCUUGAUUGCUUUCCUGAAAUUUUUGGUUUCUGGGCUCAAGUUCCUUUAGAUGUCCUAGGUGCACAGCUUGAUAUUGUUAACCUCAGCUUAAGUAUAGAGUUGCGUAACUUUUUGUUUAUAUUUAUUAUCCAGUAAACAAGUCUCUUUCUGUUGUAUUUGUAUGAAAACAAAUAUUUAUAAACAAACUUCUGUAGUGUAAGAACUAGAUAUAUUUUGUUAGGUGGGUUAUAAAAGGGGUUAGGGGAGAAGUUAAUGGGUCAAUACCUUGAUUGCCAACUGUUGUAUGCUGUAAUGUAAAACCCAAUAGAGAAACUACACAAAGACUUAGUGUUGAGUUCAUGCAUUAAGCAUUGACUAUCACCACAAGUAGCUCACUACACUGGGUAUAUCAUAUGGGUACCAAAGCCUAGUCAGGUAAAGUAAAUCAUUAUGGAAAGAGUGCAGACCACGCAAUUCUUUCACAAGUAAAGUUCACUUAAAUGGAUGAGUUCUACUUCAUCUAUCCUAUUGAAGGGUCCAGCCUGGACAGAAAGGAUAUUGGUCUAGGGCAGGGGUCGGCAACCUGCGGCUCGCGAGCCGCAUGCGGCUCUUUUGAUAUCAAGAUGCGGCUCUCCAGCUCCUUGAACAAAUACUAAUAAUCUUAAUAAAAUAAUAAAAUAUUUGAAAUCAAAAAAAUGUUAGUGGCUCUUUAAAACCAGGGAAAUUUAGAAAAUUGUAACUUUUGGCUCUUCCGCUUCAAAAGGUUGCCGACCCCUGGUCUAGGGAGAAAUACUAUUAACAAAUAAUACUAACAUUUUUUUUAAAUACCUCAUUACUUACACCAUGAAAUUUCAACAUAUCUAUUGUACCCCUGCCUUUAUCAGAGAAGAAUAUUUAAAUUUAGCUUUUUGGUUAAUUUGGUGAAUUGAUAAUUUUUGUAAAUUGUUUAAAAUUCAAAUCUAUACAAUUUGUGAAGUAAAAUGCAUUAAUAUUUUAUCCGAAUCUUGAAUGUUUUCAGUUAUCUGUGAUUUUUUUUUUUUGUUUCCCAAUAUUUUGAUGAGAAUGGUUUUUGUUACGAGGGUGACCAGUUGUGAAUAAUUUUUUCUAAGUUUUAAAGUCAUGUGCAUCUUGUUAUAAUUCAAUAAUUUCAAAACAAUUGUUAUCAUAGAAUAACUGUGUUUACUUUUAAACAUAUAAUCUACUUUACUGAUUGUUGAUGAAAAUUGUGUUUGAUGGGACCAAUUUUACAUUAUCUACUUGCUUUUUCUGCCAUACAAGCUUUACUUAUUGAAACCUAAAUCUGGUCACAUGUAUAUAGUUUUAAUUUUCAUGUUCAAAAAUGUUAUUCACAAUAUUAACAAAAUAAAAGUUUAUAAAUGUUUGAGCUAA
Molecule: messenger RNA, 3748 nt
Organism: Physella acuta
Lineage: Eukaryota; Metazoa; Mollusca; Gastropoda; Physidae
Product: P2X purinoceptor 4
Biological process (GO): response to ATP; calcium ion transmembrane transport
Cellular component (GO): plasma membrane
Molecular function (GO): extracellularly ATP-gated monoatomic cation channel activity; purinergic nucleotide receptor activity
Source: RefSeq, a predicted model, not a curated record